This is a messenger RNA of Lathyrus sativus (Indian pea), 267 nucleotides long. NCBI's taxonomy places the organism in Eukaryota, Viridiplantae, Streptophyta, Magnoliopsida, Fabales, Fabaceae. The record is from the annotation of a GenBank genome assembly.
AUGAAGCACAGUCAAAGAAGUGUUGCUGAGAUAGAUAAGAAGGUUCAUAGAGAAUUUGCUCAUUGGUUCCGCAAUUGUAUUUGCAACAAUCUUGACAACAUUCAUGGACCAGAUAAAGAUGUUCUCAUUAGUCUUGCUUAUGGCCCUUUUGAUAAAGUUAAAAGAUUUACUGCGUUCAAUGUCAAUGGAUUCAAAUUUCGAACAUUGGAACGAGACAAUCUUUUAAAAACUCAAAAUAGUGGCGUUUUUGGAUGGUUUAGGACGUGA